Schistocerca nitens (vagrant locust) is the source of this 1287-nucleotide messenger RNA. RefSeq names its product potassium channel subfamily K member 16-like. The record is from RefSeq and is a predicted model, not a curated record. Lineage: Eukaryota; Metazoa; Arthropoda; Insecta; Orthoptera; Acrididae. The coding region runs from base 1 to 1287 and encodes 428 amino acids. Gene Ontology annotation, molecular function: potassium ion leak channel activity. Gene Ontology annotation, cellular component: membrane. The transcript has 8 exons. Gene Ontology annotation, biological process: stabilization of membrane potential; potassium ion transmembrane transport.
AUGCUUGUGACGCAGACGCUUGGCCCUCAGGUGCUGGGCUACACGCUGCUGGGAGCCGUGACGUUCAUGGCCCUGGAGGGCGGGCUGUCGUCGCCGCAGCAGCCGCCGCAGCCGUAUCCUGUUAAAGGAAUACGCAAAGACAACUACGGCAGUGAAGGGAAGCUACCCGCCUGGGAAGCCACGCGUGGCGGAGCGGCCGGGGGCGGCGCCUACGGCUACGGCUACGGCGGACACCACCACCGCUGGUCCUUCUCCUCGUCCUUCCUCUAUUCGCUCACGCUCAUCACCACCAUCGGGUACGGCAGCGUGUCUCCGCGGACUCCGUGGGGGAAGGUGGUGACGAUCGUGUACGCGCUGGUGGGCAUCCCGCUGAUGCUGGUCUACCUGUCGACGGUGGGCGACGUGCUGGCGCGCAGCUUCCGCCGGCUGUACGGCCGCCUCUGCGGGCUGGGCGGCGGGGGCGGCGCCGGCCACCACUCGAGCGCCAAGGCAAAGCUGGCCGCCGCCGCCGGCGUCGGCGUCGGCGUCGACUACCCACACAAGGCCGUCAACAGCAUCGCCGCCGACGGCAAACUGCUCUACCCGCACCACAGGCACAGCGCGGACAGCGACGACUUCUGCAAGUCGGUGGUGCUGGACUGCGGUGGCGAGGGCAUCGCGGCGGGCGCGUCGCCGCUGGAGGCGCCGCUGCCGCCCCCGCAGCCCGCCCCCGCCGCCCGCGUGCCCGUCUCGCUCUGCCUCUGCAUCGUCGUCGCGUACGUGUGCGCCGGCGCGCUGCUGUUCAACCGGCUGGAGAACUGGACCUUCCUGGAGGGCUCCUUCUUCUGCUUCACCAGCCUGGGCACCAUCGGCUUCGGCGACCUGGUGCCGGGCGGGCUCGACGGCACCGCCCACCAGCAGCUCAGCGUCAUCGCCAGCUCCGCCUACAUCCUCGUCGGCAUGGCGCUCGUCGCCAUGUGCUUCAACCUCGUACAGGACGAGGUGGUGCUGCUAGUGCGGCGCGUGGCGCGCAACUUCCGCGGCGGCGGCGGGCGAGGCGGAGGGCAUCGCCAUGGCCGUGGUGUCGCCCGCCGUGUCCUGACACCGGCCCGCCACGCCGGCGGCUGCGGCGGCGGCGGCGGGGGCGGCGGCCAGCCCCACGGCGGGAGAGCCGCCGCCUCCGCCCCACGGCCUCGUCUCGUCCGCCUCCACCCCCAAGAAGUACCCUCCGCCGCCCCCGCCUCCGCCCCCACCGGCGUUGCCACAGAACAAGCACCACAGCCUGCCGCGCCGCGCCAAGACGAUUAA